Messenger RNA from Entelurus aequoreus (snake pipefish), 1465 nucleotides. RefSeq names its product TM2 domain containing 1 (gene tm2d1). NCBI's taxonomy places the organism in Eukaryota, Metazoa, Chordata, Actinopteri, Syngnathiformes, Syngnathidae. The record is from RefSeq and is a predicted model, not a curated record. The transcript has 6 exons. Bases 80 to 679 code for a protein of 199 amino acids.
UGCCAGUCGCCAGACUAUCAGACGUCUCUCUCUUUCCCAUCAACCCUGAAGGCGUCAUUCGUGACGUCAUCGACAAAACAUGGCGUCCUCUCGAAGAAGGCUAGCUAGUUUACGCUCCGGUCUGUGGACUAUUUUCUUUUUCUUUUCUUUGCUCUAUUCUCAUUUCAGGAGUGUUGUGGCGGAGGACGCGGACAACUGCGACAACUUGAGACUUGGACAAUAUUUGUGCAAAGAUCCCAAGAUAGACGAAAACACUCAGGAGCCGGAAAACUGCCGAGACGCCACAGCUUGGGUGGAAUGUCUCCCAGCUCCAAACGUCACUUGCCGACUAUCCAACGGGACAGAGUUCAGGUUCAGUGGGGAUGAGGUGGGCUUUAAUAAAACCAUUCCCUGCAGGAACGUGAGUGGAUACUCUUACAAGGUGGCGGUGGCGUUGUCUCUCUUCCUGGGCUGGCUGGGCGCCGACCGCUUCUACCUGGGAUACCCGGCACUUGGGCUGCUGAAGUUCUGCACGGUGGGGUUCUGCGGCAUCGGAACGCUGGUAGACUUCAUCUUGAUCACCAUGCAGAUCGUAGGUCCAUCGGACGGCUCCGACUACAUUGUCGACUAUUACGGCGCACGCCUGACCCGCCUGUCAAUCACCAACCAGACGUACAGGAAGCCGCACCUGUCUCUGUGAGGUCACGUAGACACGCCCACUCGCAGAGGGACACUUCCUGUUGUUUGUACUUAUAAAGGGUGAUGUCAUCACAACAUGCCAAGUGGCUGUGAGCAGGAUAGGACCAUCGUGAUCUAGUAAGUGCUAUGAUCUUCAUGAUUGUGAAACAUUUGUGUGUCCGACAUGUAUUUGCUUAAAAUAGGGCUGUCAAAUGAUUCUUUUUUUUAAAUAAGAUGAAUCACUUUUUGGAAUUUGGUUUAAUCAUGCUUUAACUCCCUUGCACAAUUCAAAUGUGCUUAAGAAAAGACCCAGAUAGUCUUGUCAGAAUGUAAUGUUUUGUCAUUUAUUUUUAACAAAACUUGGUAACUGUUUUGUCGAAGGUUAUUUCAGGCUGUAUUUUGGAGGGAAAUAUGCCGGCGAGCGCACCAGCUGGCGUCUCCUCACUCAUGUUUGUACUGACACAUGCAUUGACCCGAUAGCAAUUAAGGUCAAGGGGAUUGUACAGUCAAAAUAAAUGUAAGCUAUGUGUGUACAUGAACAAUGUUUUGUGAUUAAUCACCAGUUAACUCACUCAUUUUGACAGCCCUCCUUCAAAAUAUAUUAAAAAAAAAAAUCUUCCAUAAAAGGAAAAAGAUCAUUUUAGGGAGGAGCAUUUCUGACUUUGUUUGUAAAAAUGUCAUUUAAGUUAUUCAAGUGUAAAUAAAAGGUGUUACAAUAUUUUCCCUAUCCAUGUCGUUGAUUGGACACCAGGGGGCGCUAACACUUCGUGUUGCGCUAAUGACGAGAGAAUGAUGGAAUUUCAUUUGA